AUGGGCGCUUCCAUCUUCCAGAUACAGCAUGACCUCAUCCUCAACACCCUGAAAGACAUCACCCAAGGCGACUGGAAAGUGCUUGUCGUGGACGAGUUCUCCAAGAAGAUCCUCGACAAUGUUGUUAAGGAAGAUGACAUCCUCAACCAGAAUGUCGCCAAUAUCGAGCGCAUUGAGGAUAGACGAGACAUGAACCCGACCAUGGACGCCAUAUACUUUGUCUCGCCCAUGCCGCACAUAGUCGACUGUCUGCUCGCCGAUUUCGACCGAGGAAGAUACCAGAAGUCAUUCGUGGUUCUGACCGAUCUCCUCGAGCCACAAUUGCGACGCCGCUUAUAUUCCCACCCACAAGCACGAGAGCUCAUAGCCGACUACAGGAUCCUGAAUAUCGACUAUUUUCCCCGGGAGUCGCACUUGGUCACCUUCCGUGACCCGUGGAGUUUUCCCGUACUAUUCCACCCGGGCUGCAAUCAUCUUGUCCGGGAACAUAUGCAAGCAUUGGCGCAGAAGGUUACGAGUGUGUGUAUCUCGUUGGGCGAAUACCCCAAAGUGCGAUAUUACCGACCACAGAACCCCACCCACGAUGCCAGCGUUUUGUGUACUCAUCUCGCCCGAUUCAUACAAGAGGAGCUUGACAAUUACGCGCAAUGGAACCAGGCUUUCCCUCCGCCAUCCAACAGGCCGACGGGUGUCCUCCUGAUAACGGACAGGAGCAUGGAUCUUAUGGCGCCACUAGUUCACGAGUUUACGUACCAAGCCAUGGCACAUGAUUUGCUGACCAUCAAGGAGGGCGACAAGGUGACAUACCACAUGACCAUCAAUGAGGGUCAGGCGGAUGCCGAGGAGAAAGAUAUGGAGCUUCAAGAGAAGGACAAGGUCUGGGUUGACAACAGGCAUCGGCAUAUGAAGGACACAAUUGACAAGCUCAUGGGUGACUUCCAAAAGUUUAUCGACCAGAACCCGCAAUUUACAGAUGGGGACCAGAAGGCCAACCUGAACACCAUCAAGGACAUGUUGGCGGGCUUGCCCCAAUUUCAGGAGAUGAAGGAAGCUUACUCGUUGCACUUGUCCAUGGCGCAGGAGAGCAUGAACAUAUUUCAGAACAACAAGCUGCCAGAUAUCGCUUCCGUGGAGCAAACACUGGCAACUGGGUUGGACGAGGAUUUCCGCAAGCCAAAGAACAUUCUACAGGAGGUUGUGCGAUUGCUGGAUGAUGAGUCCAUUGUCAAAUCAGACAGGCUGCGCCUACUCAUGGCCUACCUUAUCUUCCGAGAAGGCGUCGUUGAGGAGGACGUCAAGAGGCUCGUUGCGCACUCAGCUCUCGAGCAAUCUCAAUGCAGCGUCAUAACUAAUUUGGAUGUCCUCGGAGCUCACAUCCUCAAAGGGCUCAAGGAAGUCCGGCCACCUCGACCACCACUUUUCCCAAUCGAUAAGAACCAGCAGCUGAGCGAGGAAUACGGCCUCUCUAGAUUCGAGCCGAACGUGAAGCAUAUGCUCGAAAACCUGUGCAAAGGCAGUUUAGAUCCGACCACGUUUCCGUACACGAAACCGCCAGCAGAUCCUAACGAGGACAUGAUGGCAGGACAGGGCUCCCUACGCGCGGCUAAACCAAGCUGGGCCGGCGGAGGACGUCGCGUGGCUGAUAAUCGGCAGCGCAUAAUUGUCUUCGUUGCAGGCGGCGCAACAUACUCGGAAGCCCGGUCCUGUUAUGAAGUCUCGGAAAAGCAAAAUCGGGAUGUCUUCCUAGUAAGCAGUCAUAUGGUGACACCGAAGAUGUUCGCCCGCCAAGUCGGCGAUUUAUCAGUCGACAAGCGGCGCCUGGAUCUCCCCAUGGAGCGCCCUAAACCGAAAGCACCAGCUCAUCUGUUCGAGCGUGAGAGGCCAACCCCACCACCGAUGCAAGCCGGACCACCACCACCCGCUAAGGGGGGCCCGAUGGGCAUGGCACCAGGGCAGCCGCGCCCCCAGCGCGCCCCGCUACCGCCGGGCGCGGGAGGACUUCCGGGGAGACCUGCGCCGCCUGCUCAGCAGAUGUCACAGAUGUCACUCGGCGGCAGUCCGGCGCCGCCCAGACCCGCACCCCCGAUGAACGGCGGGGGCGGCAGCUACUCUUCGCCGACACCACCAACGCCUGACGACGGAAAAUUGCACAAAAAGGAGAAAAAGAAGCGGAACAUUUUCGGCAUGAAGAAGUAG
Molecule: messenger RNA, 2196 nt
Organism: Diaporthe amygdali
Lineage: Eukaryota; Fungi; Ascomycota; Sordariomycetes; Diaporthales; Diaporthaceae
Product: sec1 family superfamily protein
Exons: 5
Coding region: 1-2196 (731 amino acids)
Biological process (GO): vesicle-mediated transport; intracellular protein transport
Cellular component (GO): secretory granule; plasma membrane
Molecular function (GO): syntaxin binding
Source: RefSeq, a predicted model, not a curated record